CUUGUAUUAUCCACACCCCGCCCUCCCCUGGCUCCAGUUUGUAGGUUACUGAAAGAUUUCAGCGACCACAGAUAAGAAGAUUACAGAGGAAUUAACGUCAUUCCUUUGUCAUUAUAUGAAUAUAUUGAUAUUUGAUUUUAAUCAGAGGGAGUGGAGAGAGGAGGGCAGGAACAACAGGAUGUGCCCUGAGUAGCAUAGAAACACGAGUCAGGGGAACUGGCACUAGGGCACGGGCAGGCGAAAACACAAGCUGGGGGAACAGUUUGUGGCACUGGAGCCGAUCAUUGGAUGCUUGGAUCAACGUGCAGCAUGUAACAGAGGGUUGGAUAACAGCGAUCUUUCAGAGCUCUGCAUGUGUUUUUGGUGAGGUGUAUGUGGUUGCUGCUGGGAUAUGGAUGGGCCUCCGGAUGGGGACAGUAGUGGCGUUCCACUGACCUGGAGGAUUUCUGUGAGAUAGACUCAAGACGCAGUGCGAGCACCUCCUGGUUGCUUCUGCUCUUCCAGCCUCAGACAUGAACCUGGUGCUCCUGGCCUUCAGGCUGAUGUGCCUGGCCUGGCUGUGGCCUGUCACUCUGCACAACGGCAGCCACCAACCCAACAAGAGGAGGCACAAGGACGUGUACCUUGGGGAGAACAGCAAGAACCAACACGGAGGACGAAUAGACUAUAAGAUGAAAAAGUCUGACAGCACCAAGUCCCUGCUAAUUAAAUCUGAACAGCUGCUCCGUAUCGAGGACCAUGACUUUGCAAUGCGGCCUGGCUUUGGAGGGGCAGCUAUUCCUGUGGGCAUCGACGUGCAGGUGGAAAGCAUUGACAGUAUAUCUGAAGUCAACAUGGACUUCACCAUGACUCUGUACCUGAGACACUACUGGCAGGACGACCGGCUGGCCUUUCCUUCCAGCAGCAAAAAGAGCCGGACAUUUGACGCUCGGCUGGUGAAGAAGAUCUGGGUGCCGGACGUGUUUUUUGUCCACUCCAAACGUUCCUUCAUCCAUGACACGACCAUGGAGAACAUCAUGUUGAGGGUGUACCCUGACGGCAACAUUCUCUACAGUGUCAGGAUCACUGUGACUGCUCUUUGCGCCAUGGACUUCAGUAGUUUUCCUUUGGACACACAGAAAUGCUCUCUGGAACUGGAGAGCUAUGCGUACAAUGAGAACGACCUCAUGCUCUACUGGAAGAACGGGAACGAUUCAUUAAGGACUGAUGAGAUCGUUCUCUCGCAGUUUUUUAUUGAAGAAUUCCACCCUUCCUACGGGCUUGCCUUCUACAGCAGCACGGGUUGGUAUAACAGGCUCUACAUAAACUUCAUCCUCAGAAGGCACAUCUUCUUCUUCAUGCUCCAGACCUAUUUCCCCACCAUGCUGAUGGUGAUGCUCUCCUGGGUGUCCUUCUGGAUUGACAGGAGGGCUGUGCCUGCCAGAGUGUCACUGGGUAUCACAACAGUUCUGACCAUGUCCACCAUCAUCACAGGCGUGUCAGCCUCCAUGCCUCAGGUGUCUUAUGUAAAAGCUGUGGACAUCUACCUGUGGGCCAGCUUUCUGUUCGUCUUCCUGUCCGUCAUUGAGUACGCCGCUGUCAACUACUUCACCACUGUGGAGGAGAUGAAGAAGCUCAAGGGGGGAAAGAUCCCUGCAGAUUUCAAUGCCACUCAAACUAUGGCUUUUGACGGAUGUUACCAUGACAAUGACAUUGACCUGACACCCUUCCCAGAGCUCCCCAGCACCCCCAACACAGAGCGGAGUCGGACGGCCACGUCGAGGAACUCUGCUGCAGAGCCCCCACCCACAGAGGGCACCAGGCUACGACGCAAAAAAUCCAUCAAACACAACCUCAGCUUCAUCAUGAGUAACAGCUACAUGAUAGACUCCUACUCCAGAGUCGCCUUCCCCAUGACCUACCUGAUGUUCAACAUCAUCUACUGGAGCAUGUACUCAUGAGUGUGUACUCUACUAAUGAAUAUGGAUAGAACUACACUGCAGAACUACACUGCAGAACUACACUAGAGAACUAUACUGCAGAACUACACUGCAGAACUACACUAGAGAACUAUACUGCAGAACUACACUGCAGAACUACUCUGAAAAACCAUACUAGAGAACCAUACUAGAGAACCAUACUGCAGAACCAUACUACAUAACCAUACUAGAGAACCAUACUAGAGAACUAUAUUCCAUAACUAUACUAGAUAACUACACCACAGAACUAUACUACAUAACUACACUGCAUAACUAUACUAGAAAUCUAUACUACAUAACUAUACUACAGAACUACACUACAUAACUGCACUACAUAGCUAUACUACAGAACUGUAUUGCAGAAUUAUACUACCAUACAUGAUCUAAUAGGUUAUUCACACUGACAACAGCAUCAUCAUCAAGCCGUUGUAUUCUGCCACCCAUUGGAUUAUGACCUUAACCAUUGGUGUCUACCAGAGUGCAUUGUGGGAGUUUUGGACUGUCAAGCCGAACUGAAGAAAAGAGACUAUUGAGUAAACCUGCUUUUUAUUAGAAAUCUGCAUUCAGAUGGGAAGUUGGUGGUAGUGUUCAUGGGAGUGUUUCUAUUGUAAUUAGGGUUGCAUACUGGUAAUUCACCAGAAAUGCCACAUUCAUUAACAGGUAAUCUAUGGCAAUGGUAACUUUGGUCAUUUAUACUUGAAUAACUUUUGAAAAAAUGUAGCCAUAUGUAGUAAUCAUUUUUUUUUAUAUAUGUGUCCAUAUUGUCCAUGAAUUUCUAGUGGAUAGACUAUGGUUCAAGAGAAAAUUGCCCAAUUUAAUUUUUAAAAGCAUCUAAUCGACCAAUGACAUUCAUUUCAAUUAACUCUGAAACUCUGCAACUCUUCCAACGAUUGACUUUUUUCACAACUGCCACCAGUUUGGUGCCAAAAAAUCUACAAAUACAUAUUGAAAUAGUAAAAUAAAUAAAUAUUUAUAUAUUUGAUGCUGAAACUCUCAUAUUAAACACCAAUGGUAUUCAUUAAAUUGCUGGUUUAUAUUUAGGAUAAUGUUUUACAGAUUUGUAUAAUUUUAGAAUCAUCUUAUUUGAGUAUUUUAAAUGUUUUACAUGUGGUAAGGCCACACAGAUUGCCAGAGAUAAUGACAGACACCUGUGGUAAUCUGAAGUACCCAAAAAGGGCCACGAGAUGUCUUGUGAUAAAUUACAUUUAAUCCUUUAAAAAGUUACUAAAACAAUGGUGGUAGUUUACUGGUCAACUUUGAAAGUUUCCAGUAAUAUACUCUCCGUUUGCAACCCGAACUGUAAUGGACAGUUUUUUUGUUUGUUCACUGGUUUAUAAAUUUAGUUAAUGUGAGUAAUAUGAAUUUAUAUGUGCAUGAAAAUGAAUGUAUACAUGCAUGUGUCUGUCAAAUCAGUGAAUAUAAGUAAAAAUACUAUAUCAUAUUAGCUUAAAAUAAAACAUUUAUUUUAAUUUA
Messenger RNA from Oncorhynchus keta (chum salmon), 3431 nucleotides. RefSeq names its product gamma-aminobutyric acid receptor subunit rho-3-like. The record is from RefSeq and is a predicted model, not a curated record. Bases 513 to 1940 code for a protein of 475 amino acids. Gene Ontology annotation, molecular function: neurotransmitter receptor activity; GABA-A receptor activity; extracellular ligand-gated monoatomic ion channel activity. The transcript has 9 exons. Gene Ontology annotation, cellular component: synapse; neuron projection; GABA-A receptor complex. Gene Ontology annotation, biological process: signal transduction; monoatomic ion transmembrane transport; regulation of membrane potential. Lineage: Eukaryota; Metazoa; Chordata; Actinopteri; Salmoniformes; Salmonidae.